AUGGCCAAGCUACCACCAGAAGUUGCUUGGCAAGAGCUCCUUGAUCUUUCAUCAGACGACACCUCUGAUAGUGAGGAUGAAAAAGAAAACAAAGACGAGGUUACUGCCAUGUCUGCUAUCAACAAAUUCGGAACGAAGAUACCACUAUUGCUGCAAAAACAAUUAGAUUGCUUCACAAAUGCAAGUCGAGCACAAAGGGUUGUCCAGGAUGCAACAACGGUAAAGGCCGUUUUGUUUGCAAGGAUUGUUGGCCCGAUUACGUGCAUGAUGAUGGUCACAGGCAUGAUGGCUGAGCAAUAUGCCAAUAUUCCGUGCUUCGGCAAAUUCUAG
This is a messenger RNA of Cylindrotheca closterium, 330 nucleotides long. NCBI's taxonomy places the organism in Eukaryota, Bacillariophyta, Bacillariophyceae, Bacillariales, Bacillariaceae. The record is from the annotation of a GenBank genome assembly.